AUGACCAUCAACACUAAAUUGGAGUACUUUCUAAACCGUGUACCAGAAAGCCAGAGCAUGGCGAUAUUUAUAUACAGGGCCGUACGCAUGGUUACGGGAGACAAUCUUCAAACUGCAAAAGCAAUUGCUUUGGAGUGUGGCAUACUUGCUGAUGAUAAAGAUGCUACUGAGCUAACUUUGAUCGAGGCAAAUGUUUUUCGUGAGCUUUCUGAUAGGGAGAGAGAAGAUUAUGCUGAGAAGAUUUCGUUAGAAAGAAGGGUCAAUCUUGGAUUGCCACCUGAACAGCUUGUAGCUGAGAAACGUACACCUGCAGUGAGGAUAGAACAGAAUCCAUUUCCAGUCCGUUCUGUUGCAAAAUCAGAAUGUAUGAGAGAAUGUUUACGGUCCUUGAGGCGCAACCACAAGGAUGACGAUGCUAGAGUGCGACAAGCCUUCCAGACCUUGCUGAUAUAUGUUGGAAAUGUUGCAAGGAAUCCUAAUGAAGAAAAAUUCAGGAAGAUCAGACUCAGUAAUCCGUUAUUCUUGGAUAGAGUUGGGAGUUUGAUUGGAGGAAUUGAGUUCCUUGAGCUCUGUGGGUUUGAGACAACUGAAGGGGGAGAUUUUUUGUAUCUUCCUCACAAUAAGGUUGAUAUGGCAACAUUAAACUCAGCUGCUUCUGAGCUGAAGUCUGCAUUGACAAACCCGUUCUUUGGCCUUCUAUAG
Molecule: messenger RNA, 702 nt
Organism: Prunus armeniaca (apricot)
Lineage: Eukaryota; Viridiplantae; Streptophyta; Magnoliopsida; Rosales; Rosaceae
Source: the annotation of a GenBank genome assembly